Molecule: messenger RNA, 675 nt
Organism: Giardia duodenalis
Lineage: Eukaryota; Fornicata; Diplomonadida; Hexamitidae
Product: Hydroxyacylglutathione hydrolase
Exons: 1
Coding region: 1-675 (224 amino acids)
Source: RefSeq, a predicted model, not a curated record
AUGUCUCUGACCGUUGCUACAUUCCCUACGGGCCCCCUGCAAGCAAACUGCUAUGUUGCGUUUGAUCCGAAAAGCUGCAACGCACUGAUUGUCGAUCCUGGUGCGAGCUGUCCCGAUGUUUUAGACUAUGUGAAGAAGCAAAAACUCAAGGUCCUCUUCAUCCUCCUUACUCACACGCACUUCGAUCACGUCUUUGGGACUGGUUAUGUGGUGAAUGAGUUGAAAAAGGAGGGUGACAGAUUUGGCUCCCCUAAGAUAUAUUCCCACGCAGAUGAUGUUACCCAUUGGAAGGCAAACAGAAUGUUUGCUCCUCUCUUUGGGGAGUCCGUUCCAGCUGACUUUCCAGCUGAACCGGAUGAAACAUUCAGUGAGGAGUCGACCUUUGAUCUAGGCAACGAUAACAUCUUCAGGAUUAUGCACACCCCAGGCCAUACGCCGGGCUCCUCUCUGUUGUACUGUAAUAAGGCCAAGGUCGUUUUCACGGGUGAUACCAUAUUUGCUAACUCCGUCGGACGAACAGAUUUCCCCGGUGGAUCUUCAAAGCAAUUAAAAGCAUCUGUGAAACGAAUUUACAAAGAACUGUCUGACGAUUUCAGAAUCUACCCUGGGCACAAUCAUGAUGUUACGUUGGGCGAGUCGAAGAAUGAUGUUCUAGAGGCGCUUUCCUGGACAUGA